CAACAUGCGUCCAAAGGAGCACCCGGAACUAUCCUUUGAUGUUAUUCCCAAACUGUAUGAAGCAAAUGCCAAAGUUUUCCUUACCAGCCUAUUCCGGGUGGAGGAGCAGCUGCAGCCUUUGCCUCGGACGUUCUGCCGGAUGUACACCACCGAACCGUUGGCCAAUCAGCUUAUCGACUACCUGAGCUUGCGGGGCGGCCAAAUCUCGAAGCAGAAUUUUCAUCUGGUGGAGGACUGUCAGCCUUUUGAGGUGCAACUGAUUUUCGGAAGGAAACUGGAGGCCAUGCUCUGCUGUGGCAGCCACCUGAAUAACAGCCUCAUUCUGCUCAUCCGCCGACCCCAAGGCGGAAGACUACUCUAUUGCUAUUCGUCGGUGAGGAUGGAUAACUUGGGACGCCUGCUGGGUAAUCCUGUUUUCAACUCCUGGAUCAGAAACGGUACCGAACGGCUUUACCUCAAUCUGUCCUCCGUGAAUAAGCCCUUCGAGCACUUGGACUUCGAUGAAAUGGCCAAGAAGAUUCAGAAAGACUGCAUCCAAAAUAACCAAGUGCGAGAGCUGAAGCUGCCACAUUUUGGUUAUGAGGAACUGAUCUGGAACUUGGGACACACCCGGUUGUAUGGCCAAAUUCGACCGAUGGGCACCUUGGCCCAGAGUUACAAGCAUCUCAGCAGCGAUUUAGGGCGGUUCCAGUGUGACGAUAACUCUGUAAAGAUAAAUGUCUGCAUGAUCCUUGAUUGUGAGGCAGCUUUAGAGGCGCUACAUACCGACUCGGGGUCACGCACGCUGACCCUUCCCCUGCGACAACUCAAAUGGACGCCACUGCCCACCCGAAUGCAUCUCCGGCAGUUAUGCAGCCUGCUGCGUCCCCAGCAUAUCGACGGUAUUGUGGCCUUCCACUCGGCGGGGAAUAUUCCCCAGGUUCCGGCUUUUCUUCAGUGUUUCAAGGAAGCUUUUGUCGAACGAAGCAAAAAACCUAAGGCGCCGGAAAAAAGCCCAAAAAUCGGGGCUCCAGCAAAUACCUAUAGAGUAUUGAAAACGAAUCGAAUUACUUUUGCAGACGAUGGCAGCGAGUCAGAUUAAAAAUAUUGUUAAUUUUUUUGUAUUAAUUUCAAUAUAAAUAUCAUUACCUCUUUUAAUAUUAAUUUUAAGCAGAAUUUAGGUGAAUAGUGUUGAAAUAGGUGAUCGUUUUGAAAGUGUUUUCUAAAAUGAAUUGUGUAUUUUGUAA
Molecule: messenger RNA, 1226 nt
Organism: Drosophila bipectinata
Lineage: Eukaryota; Metazoa; Arthropoda; Insecta; Diptera; Drosophilidae
Source: RefSeq, a predicted model, not a curated record